UGAAGCGUGGGUGCGGACUUCAGUCUUCAGUCGCGUGCGACGCGCGCUCUUAGCCGCUACGUGCUACGUUCCUCGGCUCCGAUUUGACGCGGCUGAAAAAUGAAUGCGAAAGAACGUGCGCGCGUGGAACUAGACAUUUGUUUGCGGGUUAUUAGAAUUUUCCUGAUGGAAGUGUAAUACAGACGUGUUUUUCGCUGCAAUAAAUUCCUUUGCGCUGUACGAAAACCCACUCGGUGCACCAACUCGGGACCGGCGAGUAAAUCGAGAAAUAAAUUGUGGGCCGCGGGUUACAAGUUACAACGAUAAAAUGCGGUGUAAACGAUAGAUAUUCGCGGUUGCAUCGAUAUAUGGGGAACGCUAUUAAUUUGCGACUCUCGAUUACGCGCAAUCGAAAUUGACGAGUUCGAUGAGAUGAAGUACGAUCUUCGUGAUACUGUCUGAUGGAACGAUGUACGUUUUACUAUCGGCGCUUCUCUGCCGGUUGGGAAAAUUGUAAUUAAAGCUUUGCACAGACAGAAAUUAUUAAAAGAGAAAAAAGAAGCGCAAGAUGGAAAGUGGACGUAACGGCGCUUCGAAUAAAUAAUGCUCGUCAUCGAGCAAAAGAAGUGCACACAAACUCUUAUAGCUUUGAAAAAAGUUAGAGGCAGCGCGGUGAACUAAUCGUGUUUGACUGUCUUAUCUCUUAUCAAUUGAUAAAGUGGAGGUUGUUAAUCCAAAGUUGCAUUUCUUAUCCGCGCGCCGACGUUUCUCUUAAGAAGGUUAACGGAAAUCGCGAUCUCUGACCGAUCAAGUGUAAAUGAUCUCUGUCUAAUGAGACGAGAUCUGUUGAUGUUUUAAUGAAAUAUUUCAGUACUAAAUGUUUGCCAGAUUUUUACGACCGACUGUCGCCGAAAGAUAAAAGAAUGAUUAGUAAAAGCUAAGCAAAAUACGUAGAUUCUUAUCUCGCUUCGUGGAAAUUAUUGACAAUUAUGAGGGACAAGUUCACAUUCAGCUCAGGGGUGCCGGACAUGCACGAGACCCUGUCUAGCUUCCCGGAACAGUUUGGGGACGGCCCGAGAAAACCGGAAAUAAAGCCGGAAAUUCCGAAGGAGACGGAUAGAACCGCGGACAAUCUGAAAUGCGGUUGGUUCUGGUUCAGGCCAAUUUACUUGCAGAAAUUUCGCACUGCGAAAUGGGCGCUUUUCUGGCUGUGCUGGGCCGGGGCGAUGCAAGGGAUGGUCGUGAACGGUUUUGUAAAUGUCGUCAUAACGACGAUAGAAAGGAGAUUCGGACUAAAGUCGUCGGAGACCGGCUUGAUAGCGGGCGGAUACGAUAUAGCCAGCUUCCUUCUUCUCGUACCAGUGAGCUAUCUCGGCGGCCGCGCAAAGGCAUCGAAGCCAAGGUAUAUCGGCAUAGGAAUUCUAGUCUUAGGUAUAGGUAGCCUGCUGUUUGCGUCUCCGCAUUAUCUUGCCGGACCAUAUAGAGGGGGUCAGCAAACAGAGAACACAUGCCAAAGUGUCAGCAAUAUAUCGAGCCACUCGAUAUCCUGCACGGAUCAAUCUACCGUACAAGCGGAGCUAGAGCCUUACAGUGGCGUGUACUUAACCAUAUUUCUGGUAGCUCAGCUGUUACAUGGCGCCGGUGCGGCACCCUUUUAUACCCUCGGAGUUACGUAUCUAGACGAAAAUGUUUCGAAGAAGAUGUCUUCGGUGUAUCUAGGUGUUUACUAUACCAUGGCCAUAAUAGGACCAGCAUUAGGCUACGUUGUCGGUGGCGAACUACUGAAAAUUUAUACAGACUUUCUUACGGUGGAUUCUUCAACGAUUGGGUUAUCUUCUGAUAGUAAUGUCUGGAUUGGUGCAUGGUGGAUCGGUUUUUUGGCAGCGGCUGUCAUGUGCUUCGUCAUCGCGAUACCGGUUUUGGCGUUCCCGGCAGUUUUACCCGGAUCGGAGGAACUAGCCAAGGAUAGGGUGUCAGAAGCGCACGAGAAGUCGACUCGAUCUUCCACCGCGGCGACGGGGGAAGCGUUUUCCAAGAUACGAGAGCUGCCGCGCGCUUUGACCGAAUUACUUGGAAAUCCGGCAUUUUUUAUGCUGAACCUGGCAGGUGCCAGUGAAGGGUUGCUGAUCGCCGGAUUUGCCGCUUUCCUACCGAAACUGAUUGAAAAUCAAUUCAGCGUCAGUGCCAGUUCGGCCGCGUUGCUGAUGGGAUUGGUGACUGUACCGGCGGGAGGCGGCGGUACUUUUCUCGGCGGCUAUUUGAUAAAACGUUUAAACUUGCCCUGCUCUGACAUUUUGAAAUUUUGUUUGCUGGCUACAACCGCUUGCAUCGCUUUCACGCUGUGUUUUGCUUUAAACUGCCCGAACUUAGACUUUGCCGGAUUGACUGUUCCUUAUCAGAACAUCACGAGAAAGAUCGCGUUAUCUCUCGAAAACACCUGCAAUAACGGCUGCGGCUGCUCCAGAUCGCAAUUCGACCCUAUAUGCGGUGUCGAUGGAAUCACGUACUACUCGCCCUGUCAUGCUGGCUGUUAUCGGGAAACGCCGAUAAACAAUGUCAAAGUAUACACGGAUUGUAGCUGUAUACACGUGCCGGCGAUGAAUUUAACGAGCGACGAUACCGGCGACGUUGUCCAGUACGAGGCUAUUAAUACUACCUGCGCGAGUUCAUGCUCGUACCUGUGGCUGUUUAUCGUCCUGGCGUUUUGUAAUAUGUUCAUGACUUUCCUCUGCACAAUGCCGGCGCUCUCGUCAACGUUGAGGGUCGUGCGCGACGAUCAGCGAUCGUUCGCUUUAGGCAUACAGUGGAUCAAGGUUCGGAUUUUAGGAACGAUACCGGCACCUAUGGUGUUCGGCGCUCUUAUAGAUGACACUUGCAUCUUGUGGAACGAGACGUGCGAUGGCAGAGGGGCUUGCCUCGUAUAUGACAAUUAUUACAUGAGCAGAUACAUGCUCGCACUGGCAUUUAUUGGGAAAGCGGCUUCGCUGCUCUUCUUUUUCUUGGCAUGGUGGACGUACGUUCCGCCGAGCACCAGAGGCAUCGAUCAGAAUUCUCGGCAGCAAACGACGGCUACUUUAAUGCUAAGUGACACUUCACAAGAAGUUGAAAUAGUACCAACUGCGAUAGCGUAAUCUCGGAUUAUUUCGUUUCUUUUUUUAGAAAGUUAUUCUUUUAGAACUGCUAUGUUAUAAAAACAGUAGAAAUAACUGCGGUUUAUACACGAAUAAACAAAUUUUCUGACAUUUUUCUUUGCGGUGAAAUCCACAAAACUCUGAGAACUAGAAUGACUCAAAUUAUAACGAGAAUAUCGUCGCAACUACAUAAACAGAUAUCAAGCUAGGAUAAAUAUGUAUAUGUCAAGUGUGAACAAAAAGUUGUCAUGAAAAUCCUUUUCGCACGCUAGAAAGUAAGCUUUUGAUAGCCCUAUAUAGCCGAACGUAGCUCAGAAGCUAUAAAUUCGGAAAUCAAUAAGAGAUGUUAAAACAUAUCCGGAUAGUCGUGCCAAAGAGCCUAUAACACUAAAAGUUUUUGCAUUUUCUUUCGAAACCCUUUAUAUAAUGGACAAGUCUCAGUGCGAUGAAUUUAUAAGCACGGACCAAAAUAUCCAGUUUGCGCGGCUCUUAACGCAAAUUUUUAUAUAACUCUACAUUCGCUGCCUGUCAAUUAAAGAUUAAUCAAUUGUAUUUCCUAUAAUGAUAAAUAUCGAUAGUACUUUAUACCCAGAAAUGCGACUUAUACGUAAAUUUCGAAGGUGGUUUUACCAUGUAUCAACCUUGAUGGUUGUCGUAUACUGUAUUACCGAUUUGAUAUUACACUUUUUGCGCCGUUUUUCGCUGUAAUUAUUUUUAUUAAACGGAAAACGCCCAGUAUGCCUAUAUAUAGAGCACGUAUUUAUACAUGUCAUCAAUAAAAAAACUAAUGAGGUAUGUUACACUUUAA
Temnothorax curvispinosus is the source of this 3918-nucleotide messenger RNA. RefSeq names its product solute carrier organic anion transporter family member 4A1-like. Lineage: Eukaryota; Metazoa; Arthropoda; Insecta; Hymenoptera; Formicidae. Gene Ontology annotation, biological process: sodium-independent organic anion transport; transmembrane transport. Gene Ontology annotation, cellular component: membrane. Gene Ontology annotation, molecular function: protein binding. Bases 969 to 3110 code for a protein of 713 amino acids. The transcript has 12 exons. The record is from RefSeq and is a predicted model, not a curated record.